AUGAGUUUUUAAAGAUUUUCAUUGGAUGAAAGUGGAUUCAACUUUAAUCUAUUUCAUUUUUUAUGGUUACAGGAUCCAAUAUUUAAAAAUAACAUAAAAAUAGAUAUACCAGAUACAAUUUAGAUCAUUUAAGGAUAACCAUAUUUUUGGUAUUUCAGUCAUGAUUCAUAAAUAAUGAGAAAAAGCAAAUCAAAACUUAACUGGGAAGACAUCUUAAAUGAAUUUAUAACAGAUAAAGAAGAUUAACAUUUAAUAUGUGCAAUUUGGAUAAAGAAAUCUAAAAAUUUAACAACUUUUGAAUAUUUGUCAUAACAUUUACUAUAUUAAUUUUUGACUUCAAAAAUACCAGAUAACACAAAAGGAUAUCUAUAAAGAUUUGUUUAUCCAAAAAGUAUAAAUGUUAUAAAUAAUAUUGAUUAGGUAGUUGUAAUGAGGUUAUUAAAUGUACAUGGACUAAUAAUUUAUGUUUCUUCGAAUGUUUUUCUAAUAAAUAUUAAAUUAACUUUUCAAAAGCUGAUAUAUAUUAAAGAGCAGUAACUUUUGAAAUGUUGAAUGGACCUAUAGAAUAGAGAAUCUUAAAAGGAACUUCUCUUACUUAAAGAUUAGAAUUAUUAUGUGGAUUAAUUGUUUCUCAUGUAGCUAAUGUUACUUAAAAUUAAAAUUAAAUAUGUCAAAUGGAAAUAUUAUUUAAGAUAGCCAAAAAAAAUAAAGUAUACUUAUUAUUCAGUUCAAAAAUAUUGACAUCUAAUAAUAAUUUAAAACAUUUAAAUUAGCGUAAUUUACUUAUUUAUUUAUUUAGCUGAAUUCGAAAUUUCAAGCAAAAUAUAAAAAUAACUUAUUAAUUAUCCAAAAGCAAUAAUUUUAUCUGAUAAUUCUAAAUGUAUUGGAUGUGAUAAAGAUAAAAAUUAAAUAGAAUUUUCAAAAGUUAGAUUAAAAGAUAUUAUUUAAAAUUGGGAAAAUAAUGUAAUAAUAAGAAAAUCAUUAAAUUUAAAAUUUAAUCGAGAUAAUAUAUUAAAAUUAAAUAAUAAUCUUUAAGUUGGUUAAAUUAAGAUUGAUUAAUAAUAAUUGAUCCCAAGAAUUAUUAAAAUUAUGUAUCCAAAAAUGAAUAUGUAAGAAUAUAAAGAAUUCAAAAUGAAUCUUGUUUUUCUUAAUUAAAUGAUAUCUUUAUGUAAUGAAUGUUUUACUAAUAUAUUCAAUAAACAAGAAUUAUAAUCAUAAAAGUAUUCAAUCUUUAGAUAAAAUAUAAAAAGAAUUCAUAUGAAAACAUAAAUUGAUGAUGCCUCAGAUUUAAUAUAUAAUAUAUAACCAAUUCAAACAACAACCAAUAAAAUUGAUUUACUAUUCAAUUUUAAUUAAAAUAAAACUAUUCUUAAUUACACUAGUAAAAGAAUUAAUGGAGAAUAACUAUAAAUACCUUAAAUUAAACAUUUAUCAAAAACUAUUUUUAAAGAUUAUCAUCAUAACAAUUCUAAUUUUAAAACCAAUUAAUCAUCAAAAUAAGAAUAAUAAAAUUCACACUUUAAAGAUUUUGAAUGA
This is a messenger RNA of Paramecium pentaurelia, 1536 nucleotides long. NCBI's taxonomy places the organism in Eukaryota, Ciliophora, Oligohymenophorea, Peniculida, Parameciidae. The record is from the annotation of a GenBank genome assembly.